Molecule: messenger RNA, 5477 nt
Organism: Manis javanica (Malayan pangolin)
Lineage: Eukaryota; Metazoa; Chordata; Mammalia; Pholidota; Manidae
Gene: GIN1
Product: gypsy retrotransposon integrase 1
Biological process (GO): DNA integration
Molecular function (GO): nucleic acid binding
Source: RefSeq, a predicted model, not a curated record
AUAACCACGCCCCUCUUAACGGAUAGUUCCGCUUCCGGCUGCACCAGAUAAGUCGCGAGAGGAAGCUUAAAUCCUGUCGCGUUUAGGACCACUUCGGUUCAUAAUGGUCCGUAGUGGAAAAAAUGGUAACCUUCAUCUUAAACAGAUUGCAUAUUAUAAACGAACUGGUGAAUAUCAUCCAUCUACUUUGCCGAGUGAGAGAAGUGGCAUAAGAAGAGCAGCAAAAAAAUUUCUCUUCAAAGAAAAAAAGCUGUUUUAUGUUGGAAAAGACAGAAAACAAAAUCGUCUGGUAAUUGUUUCAGAAGAAGAAAAAAAGAAAGUCCUAAGAGAAUGCCAUGAAAAUGACACUGGAGCCCAUCAUGGCAUAUCCAGAACCCUUACUCUAGUGGAAUCAAGUUACUAUUGGACUUCUGUGACUAAUGAUGUCAAACAGUGGGUAUAUGCUUGUCAGCAUUGCCAAGUGGCAAAAAAUACAAUUAUUCUGGCACCUAAACAGCACCUUCUCAAGGUAGAAAAUCCAUGGAAUAUAGUUACUGUUGAUCUGAUGGGCCCAUUUAAUGCAAGCAACAGAAGUAAUGUAUAUGCUAUAAUUAUGACAGAUUUGUUCACAAAAUGGGUUGUGAUUUUGCCUCUGUGUGAUGUUUCAGCAACAGAAAUUUCUAAAGCUAUUACCAAUAUAUUUUUCCUAUAUGGACCUCCUCAGAAAAUAAUAAUGGACCAAAGAGAUGAGUUUAUUCAUCAGAUCAAUGUCGAACUUUGUGAAUUGUUUGGCACAAAGCAAAUUGUAAUUUCCCAUGCCUCCCAAACUGUUAAUUCAACUGAAAGUACACCUAAUACAAUCAAAACAUUUCUUUCCAAACACUGUGCCGACCACCCAAACAACUGGGACGAACACCUAUCAGUCGUUUCAUUUGCCUUCAAUGUAACUCACUUGGAGCCUACUAAAAAUACACCAUAUUUUCAAAUGUUUAAUCGAAAUCCUCAUAUGCCUGAGACUUCAGAUGUUCUUCAUGAAGUGGAUGAUGAUAAUACAAGUAUGUUUGCCAGAAUUCUAGGUGCAAUUAAAGAAGCUGAUAAAAUAAUGGAGAAUAAGACAAUUUCAGCAGACCAGGUGGAGAACAACAAUAUUGAUGAACUAAAUAAAACCAAAAUCAUUGUUAAAAAGAAACCAAAGCAAUUAAAUCCAUUUCAUCUAAAAGUGGGUCAUGAAGUUUUAAGACAAAGGAAAAACUGGUGGAAGGAUGGUCGUUUCCAGUCUGAAUGGGUUGGUCCAUGUGUCAUAGACUAUAUUACAGAAAGUGGAUGUGCUGUUUUAAGAGACAACACUGGGACUAGACUUAAAAGACCAAUCAAAAUGUCCCACCUUAAGCCCUAUGUAAGAGAACCCAGUGAACAAGGUUCAGUGGUGGCAGAUCAUGACUACAUUGGAUGGCCUGAAAUUCCCGUUGGAGCAUACCAAGCAGAUACUCUGGUAGAAGAUGCAAAUAUUGGCAUAGUUGAUAAUGACUUACUAACAUCAAGCAAGGAUCGUGAACUAUUAGAAUAUAGAAAUACCAAAAUAUCUCCAUUGAUAGAAGAUCACAGUGCUCUUGAAAAGCAGACUUUCAGUCUGUUGGACUCUUCCAACCAAGUCCUUGAGUACUUAAGUUAGUAAAUACCAAAAUUCAUUUAAAGUGCUUGCUUAGAAUGUGUAACUCCUUGAAUCUUGAUAUCUUUUCCAUCCUUAAAGGUUGUGUAGAAGAAUGUCUUGACAUGACACUCUUCAUAACUAAUCAUGAAGAUUUAUAACUAUUUAUUUAACUAAAGUUGUGCCAUGUUUGAAUGUAAUACAUCUAUGUGUGUGUAUAUACAUAUACAUACAUAUAUAUAUAUACAUAUAUCAUAUAUAUGCACAUAUACAUAUAUAUAUGUGUAUAUAUAUAUACACACACACACACACAUACACACACACAUAUAUAUAUAUAUAUAAAGGCAAAGGAAGCAUAUAAUAUAUAUAGAAGUCACAUUUCCAUGGAAAAAGAGAACAGGUAAAGCAUGUUUACUUCUUAGGAACUAAACUAAAUUCCAGCUCAAAACUCUGUCAUGUUUUUGGUAUUGAUACCAUGUUUUCAGUUUUUAAUUUUUGGUAUAUUCCAUCCCCCACCCCUUUAAAAAUAAGUUUGAACUACCUAGGAUGAGAUUAAUAAAUAUUUGUUCAACCAUAACAAUCAAUUAAGUGAAACUUCUUUCUGUGUCAUUGGAACUUGUAAAAGCAGUAUUCUAGGAAAAAAUUUAGAGUUUUAAUGACCUCUUACAGGACAUUGGUAAUUUCACCUUUAGGGUCUGAAACUAUAUUUUGGUUUGAAAGUAUCUGUGUAGUUCUCUAAGGUUUUUUGCAAUCUUCAGUAAUAAUGAUAACCAAUAUGAAAGAUUUUAAACUAUAAUUUCCAUGAUACUUAUAACUUCAUUCAAAUAUUUGUUAUAAAGCACUUUGAAGAAUACUGUGAGAAAAAUAAAAGAUGAGUUAGAUGUGUACCUUAUCCUCAUAAGGGAUUUACAGUCUGUAGACCAUAUAAGCCAUAUACAACACAAGUUACAAGCUACAUGCCGAAUUCCAUAAGAGAAGUAAAAAGAAUAUACUUAGGGAGGCAAAAAGAAGAGAGGUAAUUUUGGGUAAGAAACUUAGGUUUAUGCUUAUAAAAGAAGGUCAUUUUUUUAUCUUGACCUUGAAGAAUGUCUAGGAUUUGGUGAGAAGGUACAAAAGAAUAAGAGGAAAAGAACACAGAGACAGAAGAGUAUUGUCAUGAUUCACAGAAAGGCAGGGCUUUUGUCUGUAAUGCAUCAGGUGUAAAGUGAAGGAGUAAGGUAUGAGGAGAUAAAGCAGAAAACGGAGGUAGGAAAUCUCAUGGAAUGCUUUGAAUGCUGUUAACCCCAGUACCUCAGAAUAUGACCUUUUUUGGUAAUAGCGUUAUUGUAGAUAUUAACAUUGUUUAAGAUGAGGUCAUAUUGGAGUAGAGUGGGGCCCUGAUUCAGUAUUACUGAUACCUUUAUACAAGGAGGAAAUUUAGCACAGACUCAGAGAGGGUGCCAUGUGAAAAUGAAGACAGAGAUCGGGAUGUUCCUUCAACAAGGGAUGCCCGAGAUUACCAACAGACCACCAUAGAACAGUCUUCCUCACAGCCCUGCAAACAACUUCACCUCAGAUUUGUAGUCUUCAGAAUUGUGAGACAAAAAGAACCUUCUUUUAAAGCCACCUAGUUUGUGGCACUUGGUAUGGCAACCUCAGCAAUGUAAUACAAAUAUCUACUAAAUUAUUUUUCAUUUUCUGGGAGACUUUGAAGGUCUUUGUGUAGGGAAGUGUCAUGUUCAAAACUAUAUUUUAGGGAUUUUAAUCUGGCAGCUGGUAAAGAAUUAGAGGAGGAGAGAAGGAAAGUAUGAGGAUUAGUUGAUACAAUUUUGCAAUUACGGUGAGUAAUGAGAACCUCAUCUCUGCUGGCAGCAUUGGUAGCAUAUCUUAAGAUCUACAUAAUAGGUCACAGAUUUUAUACACCAGUCAAACAGUGGGUGAUACAUGAUACUGAAAGUGGAGACCUGAGGUACUACAGUUACUCAUUUAAGAAGAUUAAUUUAUGUUUAAUAUAGGUGAAAGGAUAUGGAGGAAAAUCGAUCUAGGAUCUCAUACCGAUAGACCAUGUAAAUUUCAGGUAAAAUGCCAGAAAGAAACCUUAAAGAAAAGAGGUAUCAACCAAUGAUACCUGUCCAGCUCCCAUCAGCAGAACAAAGUUCAUGAGGGAGCCACUGGGUAGUCUCUUUGGUGUCAAGUCAUCUUUGCUUAGCUCAGAUAAAGUAAUUCUCCUUCAAUGAUCAUCUGACUCAAAAUCAGCCUCUCUUCCCAUUGUAAAAGGGUAAUUAGAAAUUACAAUUACUAAACAUCUUUUAAAAAAUUCUGCCUCCCUUAAAUAAUUUCUGAUCAAACAGACCUUUAGCCUGUAUGCAUAGGUCAUGUUGGGUACACUAUUCUGUGUCUGGAAACCACCCUCAAAUCUUAGUGGCCUAACACAACAAAGCUUUAUUUCUCUGCCACCCUCUUUUUUCAUUAAGGGUAUGGCUUUCUUUUCACCUUCACUCCAAGACACAGUCUGAUGUAUCUCACCUCUGGAAUACACCCGUCACCACACAAGGGGAUAUAAAAUGGCGAACAGAGCACUACCUCUGAAAAGUCUCGCUGUGAAGUUGUGCACAUCCCUUCUAUGCACAAACCUAGUCCUACACUACUCAUGGGUAUGGGUUUAUUUUGUGGUGAUGACAAUGUUCCAAAGUUAGUGGUGAUGGUUACACAAUUCUGAACAUACUAACAUCCACUGAAACGUACAUUUCAAAAGGGAGAGUUUUGUGGUAUGAGCAUUACAUCUCGAUGCAAUCGUUAUAAAGAAAUUCUAAGCCAAGGUUUAAAAAAGAAAACAGCCCCAUAGCCACCCCUAAUACCAAAGGAUAGGUAAGUACAGUCCUACUAUACUCCUGGAAGGAAGAAAAUUAGAAUAUUGGUGGUUGGCUAUAGUAGCUGCCAUGCUCAUCUUUGCAAAUUCUAUUGUAGGACAUUUAUAGUGAAAGUUGUUUUUACUUCCUAAUAAAUAAAUACAAUCUGUUCCAGUAAACAGCUUUUAUUACUGAAAUCUCAGGUUUCUAAUGUAGAGUUUUCAAAUACAGAUUAUAAGUAAACAAAUACACACAGAAGAUAUCCACAAAUUAUAUGCACACACAUAGUCCUGUCUCUAAUGUUUGCAGAGCCCUGUCAAGGGUGAAAAUGGAGGUCCACAUACCAGACACCUAAAUAUUUAGAAGCUAUGAAUCAAGCUAACAAGACUGUUCCUGCCCCAAACCUGCCUCUUAAGGCCCUAGGAUUCUUGGACUCACCGCACUGAGUGGCAGAGCUGGGAGAGCUGGUCUCAGAGCGCCGUCCCGACCUGUCCCCAAAGACAACCCCCCCGGCUCCUGCAGAGGCACCCCUGGCCAGCCCAGGUAUCUGGAAUAUGCUCUCCAGCUGUCUGUCCAUCCUUCUGGGGACAGAGCAAGGAGGGGCAUACACGAGCUGGGACAGAGCUUAGCUUAGUCCUCAAGCAAGGGGUCCAGAGUGGGGUCCUCUUGCCUGAUUUAGAGGAGGUUUUCUAUAAGUAUAUAGUAAAAUUUCAACCCAAAAAAUUCUAGGAAUGUCUUUAGGAGGUUUCACAUGCCACCUUGUGGUAUUUUUAUGAACACAAAAGCAUGAUAUAGAAGGAAAUGGAACUGCUGAGCUAUGAAAAGGGGAAAAUAUAUUUUGAAUGAAGAUAAUUUCCUGAUUAGAAAAGUUAUUUUUAAAUAUUAUGAUCAACAUUUCUAGUGUAAAAUUUCUUAUAUUACCAUCUAAACUUACUACGUGCUUAGCUCUGGGAUUCACUCAUACACUCAAAAAAGGUGUGUAGUAAAUACCUACUGUGUUCCAGGUACAAUUCUAGCACUGA